Messenger RNA from Myxocyprinus asiaticus (Chinese sucker), 751 nucleotides. RefSeq lists its product as uncharacterized. Gene Ontology annotation, biological process: response to bacterium. NCBI's taxonomy places the organism in Eukaryota, Metazoa, Chordata, Actinopteri, Cypriniformes, Catostomidae. The record is from RefSeq and is a predicted model, not a curated record. The transcript is spliced from 6 exons. Bases 8 to 751 code for a protein of 247 amino acids.
UACAGCAAUGGCCCAUAUAAUACUUUCAGCCCUGUUGCUCAGUGGCAUGGGUUUGCUCACAGUUAUUCAGUCAUCUCAGAUAGUCACAAUAACAGCUCACCCAGGAGAUAACAUCACUAUUUGGUGUCAACAUACUUCAGAAAUUGGAAAGAAACUAUACUGGUUCAAACAAACAAACGGUGCUGUACCUCUUAUCAUUGUAUACAUGCUGUUAACCUUCAAGUUGCAGGGAUUAAGGGCAAAUUAUUUAAAUGAUUUUCAACAAGACCAUCUGGUCUUGUAUGUGUACAGCAAAAACACCUCCCUGAGAAUUUUAAAUGUGGAUUUUUCUGAUUCUGGCUUGUACUACUGUGGUUGGCAAAACUGGAUGAUGCAAUUUGGUGAUGGAACACACCUAAACAUCAAAGAGAGAAAUGCUUCAACACUGAAAAAUCACACGGAAAUGACAAACAAAGAUCACAAGAAAAGCCCCAUGUCUACAAGAGUCUGUUCUGGAAGCAUAUUUUAUAAGCUGACCUUUAUUUUUGGCAGUAUUAUUGUCCUUCUCAUCAUCAUUCCUCUCACUCUGGUCAUCAUUAAGAUACAGAGCAGAAAAAUACAGGAACAAGAUGCUGAUCGACAUGUACAACAAAUUGAUGACAAGGAACCACAUUCAGCAAUAUAUGCUGCUCUACAUUUCCCUAAACAGAACACCAGGAAAGCAGAGAGACAUUCUAAGCAAACAUACGUUGUGUAUUCUGCUACUAGAUAG